AUUGAUGGACACUGAUAAGGCACCCUUGAAAAUUAUGGACAGUCCCGAGGCGCCCUUCAAAAUUAUGGACAGUCCCGAGGCGCCCUUCAAAAUUAUGGACAGUCCCGAGGCGCCCUUCAAAAUUAUGGACAGUCCCGAGGCGCCCUGCAAAAUUAUGGACAUCCCCGAGGCGCCCUUCAAAAUUAUGGACAGUCCCAAGGCGCCCUUCAAAAUUAUGGACAGUCCCGAGGCGCCCUGCAAAAUUAUGGACAUCCCCGAGGCGCCCUUCAAAAUUAUGGACAGUCCCGAGGCGCCCUUCAAAAUUAUGGACAGUCCCGAGGCGCCCUUCAAAAUUAUGGACAGUCCCGAGGCGCCCUUCAAAAUUAUGGACAGUCCCGAGGCGCCCUUCAAAAUUAUGGACAGUCCCGAGGCGCCCUUCAAAAUUAUGGACAGUCCCGAGGCGCCCUUCAAAAUUAUGGACAGUCCCGAGGAGCCCUUCAAAAUUAUGGACAGUCCCGAGGCGCCCUUCAAAAUUAUGGACAGUCCCGAGGCGCCCUUCAAA
Messenger RNA from Staurois parvus, 541 nucleotides. The record is from the annotation of a GenBank genome assembly. Lineage: Eukaryota; Metazoa; Chordata; Amphibia; Anura; Ranidae.